GCCAGGAGCAGGGGGCUGGGAAGGCAGGAGGAGGCAGAGGUAGAGGCCUGGGCCACAGUGGGGAGGCAUCUCUGGGGGGCGGUGUGGGGAGGUGCAGUCAGCCAAGCCACAGAGGACCACUCAGAGCAGGAAGGAGGAAACAGAAAGCCAGAGAAGCACAGUGACCUGCCCAAGGUGACACGUCAGAACCUGCACCAAAGCGGAGGUCAGCUGACUUCACUCACGGAGGAGAGGGGAUGCAAAAAUGCAGGUCGGGAGAAGCUGAGGUGAGGACACAGCAAGUCGGCCAGAGAGGAUUCGGUUUCCGGAUUACUGUGAGCCUUUCCUUUGUGCCUGUGAGGAGGUAGGAGGCAUCAAAAAUGGCUCCGGACUGACUGCAGAGGGGUCAGGUCAUCUCGGAAGGAAGGGGGACAAGGCAGAAGAGAAGGAGGACGGGCAGCUCAGUGAGGCACAGCGAGACACACCUGUCUGUCUUCACUGAGCCAAAACCAGGGCCCUGCCGAGCUGGCGUCUCACCAGGACCACAUAUGGGGCGCCUGCUCCCACUCUUUCUGACAGUGGGACUCAGAGGUCUGUGUCACCUCCAAGACAGUGGGAAGCCACAUUCUGGCAGGCAGGGUCAGGAACACGUGGGCCCCAACGUGCCAUCCUGGUCCCCACAGUGCCCCUCGCCAGCGCCAGCUCCUAGAAUAGCUCAUCUCUGAGCUGGAGCCGGGCUGCCUGCCGGCGAUGUGCUUCCUAGAGAACCAGAGGGAAGGACUUAGCUCUGCAGCCGGACUGGACCCGUCAGAGGGAGCACAGGCAGCCGACGGCAGAGAGAAACAGCAAUGGAGACACGCACACAAGGAGUGAUGAGGCUCUCCUGACAUAGAAACGGUUCCAAAUCUGCAGAGAAGACUGAGCAGAUGCAGGGUUUCUGAGGCCAUGCUGAGGAGGUCAUAGGACCCCAUGUUCUGUCUGCAGUCAUGCUCAACAUCCUGGUGGACACAGGCAGCAGUAACUUUGCUGUGGGGGCUGCCCCCCACCCUUUCCUGCAUCGCUACUACCAGAGGCAGCUGUCCAGCACAUACCGGGACCUCCGGAAGGGUGUGUAUGUGCCCUACACCCAGGGCAAGUGGGAGGGGGAGCUGGGCACCGACCUGGUGAGCAUCCCCCACGGCCCCAACGUCACUGUGCGGGCCAACAUUGCUGCCAUCACUGAGUCAGACAAGUUCUUCAUCAAUGGCUCCAACUGGGAGGGCAUCCUGGGGCUGGCCUACGCGGAGAUCGCCAGGCCCGACGACUCCUUGGAGCCGUUCUUUGAUUCCCUGGUAAAGCAGACCCACGUGCCCAACCUCUUCUCCCUGCAGCUCUGCGGCGCCGGCUUCCCCCUCAACCAGUCGGAAGUGCUGGCCUCGGUUGGUGGGAGCAUGAUCAUCGGGGGUAUCGACCACUCGCUGUACACGGGCAGCCUCUGGUACACACCCAUCCGGCGGGAGUGGUAUUAUGAGGUGAUCAUUGUGCGGGUGGAGAUCAAUGGACAGGAUCUGAAAAUGGACUGCAAGGAGUACAACUACGACAAGAGCAUUGUCGACAGUGGCACCACCAACCUUCGUUUGCCCAAGAAAGUGUUUGAAGCUGCCGUCAAAUCCAUCAAGGCAGCCUCCUCGACGGAGAAGUUCCCAGAUGGUUUCUGGUUAGGGGAACAGCUGGUGUGCUGGCAAGCAGGCACCACCCCUUGGAACAUUUUCCCAGUCAUCUCACUCUACCUAAUGGGGGAAGUCACCAAUCAGUCCUUCCGCAUCACCAUCCUUCCACAGCAAUAUCUGCGGCCAGUAGAAGAUGUGGCCACGUCCCAAGACGACUGCUACAAGUUCGCCAUCUCACAGUCAUCCACAGGCACUGUCAUGGGAGCUGUUAUCAUGGAAGGCUUCUACGUUGUCUUUGAUCGGGCCCGGAAACGAAUUGGCUUUGCGGUCAGCGCCUGCCAUGUGCACGAUGAGUUCAGGACAGCAGCAGUGGAAGGCCCUUUUGUCACCCCGGACAUGGAAGACUGUGGCUACAACAUCCCACAGACAGAUGAAUCAACCCUCAUGACCAUAGCCUAUGUCAUGGCUGCCAUCUGCGCCCUCUUCAUGCUGCCACUCUGCCUCAUGGUGUGCCAGUGGCGCUGCCUCCGCUGCCUGCGCCAUCAGCACGAUGACUUUGCUGACGACAUCUCCCUGCUGAAGUGAGGAGGUCUAUGGGCAGAAAAGAGAGAUUCCCCUGGACCACAUCCGGUGGUUCACUUUGGUCACAAGUAGGAGACAGAGAUGGCACUUGUGGCCAGAGCACCUCAAGACCCUCACCCACCCACCAAAUGCCUCUGCCUUGACAGAAAAGAAGAGCUGGCAAGGUGGGUUACAGGGACUGCACCUGUAGGAGACAGGAGAGGGAAGAAGCGCUCUGGUGGCGGGAAUACUCUUGGUCACCUCCAACUUGAGUUGGGAAAUUCUGCUGCUUGAAACUUCGGCCCUGAACCUUUGCCCACCAUCCCUUUAGAUUCUCCAACCCAAAGUAUUCUUCUUUCCUUAGUUCCAGGAGUGGCAUCACACCCAGGUGACCCAGUGUGCAUCUCUGCAGUACGUUGGCAGAGAAAGGGCCAAUCUUGUUUCCCUGCUGGCCACGGUCAGCAGGGACGGAUGCACAGUUUGCUCCUUGCUUGAGACAUAGGGACUGUAUAGACAAGCCUAACAUUGGUGCAAAGACUGCUUCUUGAAUUAAAAAAUAAUUUAAAAAUAAUUUGUACAAAUAAUUUGUACAAAUGGGGGUGGUUAGACAAGAAGGAGAGGGGGUGCAAAGACAGGGAACAGCUGGGAUCAAAGCCAGGGAAGGCUGAAACAUGACAGCUCGCCAGUCCCAGUUUUAGACUCCAUCUCCAAGCUAGAACCCCAUCUUAGAAGAUGGGUUGCUUCCCAAUGUCUUCUUUUCUGUGGAUGCAGCCCAACCAAAAGUGUGAUGAGAAGAAGGGCUUUAGCCAAAAAGCUCUUUUUAUCUCUUUUAAAGGGAAAGUGCCCAUCAAAAUUCCCAUUUAACAAAUGAAUUUUUACCUAAUUCCUUGUCUCUACGUGAACCCUCUACUCUACACAUGAUAGGUGGCCCUGAAACAUCCCCAGCCCCAGAAGCCCAGGUGCCCUAUGGGAAAGCAGCUGGCAUAGAGCAAACCUAACAGGGCUGUGCUUUGUCUUCCUGGUUACGUGUUCACCCCUUCCCCAAAGCGCUAUUCCUCCGGAGCUUUGCAGCUGAGGUGCUAAGAAGAAGAGAUAGGAAAUCUCUCCUAUCUAAUCCUUGAAAGCAGAAUCCUGAAGAUUCAUUCAACAGGUAUAGAGGUGAUGCUCUAUACCCCUGCCUGGAUAACUUCCUGUUCAGAUGGAAGUAAUAGUAAGAUUCUGACAUAAUACAGAGCAGAUUCACUGCCUUCGCACCCUGUUUAAGGUCUGCCUCGUUUAUUUGGCUUAGCAACCUGCAGUGACACUAGUAUUAUACCAGGGCUCUCUGACUCCAGCAUCAUGGCCUUUAGUAUCAAGGCUGCAUGGAGAAAGGAUGACAGCCUCAGGGCUUCCUGCUUUCCUUCAUCACAAGAGCCCCUUGAUAGAGGCCAUCGUUUGCCCCCAUCUUGCUCUUUACUCUCCACUCCAAGCAGUACGUGGGUACCCAGGCUGGUUCUUGGGCUAGAUAGUGGGACCAAGUUCAUUUCCUCCCUAUCAGUUCUAACCCAGUCGACUGUGCUACCAGUGUUAGUGGGAAGAGCUGAAUUUUCUCACUAUUCCACUGGAUCCUAUUCCUAUCUAGUCAACACACUGCUUCCAGGUACGGGAACUGCAGAGGGUGGAAUUACCUGAAGAGGGAAAGGGAAACACAAGAGGGGCCUCUGGAGAUCCUGGCCUUAGCCAGCUGCCCACAAGCCAUAAACCAAUAAAAUAAGAAUACUGAGUCACUUUUUUUAAAAUCCGAGUCUUCUUCAUUCCCACUGCACUUGGUGCUGCUUUGGCUGACUGGGAACACCCAUAACCACAAAGACUGACAGGAAGACUGGGGACUGUCCACUUCCAGCUUGGAACUUACUGUGUAAAUACGCUUCCAGAAUUGCUACCAUGAAUUGAAAAUGCCACAUUCUGCUUUAUAAUCUUGACCCAUGUUGGGGAAAACUGGCUUUUCCCCCCUGCUCUUUCCAGGGCAUAAAACCCAACCCCUUCAUUAGUGAAUCUCAUUGUCUUAAUUUUUUAGUUUAAAAGAGAAAAUUUGUACUUAUUUUUCUUUUUACAGUUUCUUCCUCUCUACCCUGAAACCAUGAACUCUAAAGUGUAAAAAAAAAAAAUCUUCGCAACAGCUUCUUGCUUGUAAAAAUAUGUAUUAUACAUUUCUAUUUUUAAAUUCUACUCCAGAAAAAGGACUGUCCCAUCUCUACUCACUGCAUCAGGGCCUUCCCCAUGGGUCUGCACAGCUUUUAGUAGUGCAGGCAGUGGACAGAGGGAAAAGGGAGAACAAGGGUGGCCAAAACUCAAGUGCCACUUUUGGAACAAGAAUCCUGAACAAGAAAGAGAAAAGAGUGACGAGGCCCAGCUCCCAUGCACACCCUCCACCACUGUCCUGCCAUAGCUGGCUUUCCAGGGGCUUCCACCAGGAAGCAGUUAAGCGUCCCGCUCCCUCCUUUUUCCUCUUUACUCCUUUGGUGUCAAAGAUCUGUGGAAAAGAAACGGAAUACUCUUUAUGCCCAUUUCUAAUUUCUAAAUUUCCAUGGAAUCCUGACAAAUACUGCACGUGGCCCAGAGGCUGCCGGAAAAUUGAGGGGAGAUAAAACCUUAAGAUUUUAAGAUAAAAAAGGAUCCCCCCUCAAAUGGAAAGAACAAAAAAGCUGGUCUUCCAUUUUGCCGCAUUCCCUGUUCAUGACAGCUACCAAACUGGAGACAUUAAUAUUUCAUUAACCAAAGAAGGUGGGUCCUCUGACCUCUACAAUGGGAAGGACUCAGGCCAUUUAAUCACCCUACAAGAUGCCAAGGAGAUCCCAGGAAGUCCAGCUUCUUACACUGAUGCCAGUCAAUAAACUUGGGCAAGGAAGAUAAAGAGUAUGGGCACGAGCUGACAGGUAAGGAUGAAAGACAAAGAAGGCAGAGAGUAACAAAAACAGAGAGGAGAGGAUUUUGGGAUCAGAAAGGAAAGCCUUUGCUACCCUGAAAUGUACUGCUAGUGCCAGUAAGCAUUUCCAGGUCCCAGAAUGGGAGAAAUUCACCUGUUGGUAAUAUAAUCAUAUCCUUCCCUUGGAGCUAAUUCUUCUAUUAACACUUAAUUUUUAUGUGUUUCAUUCUACAACAGAAGGGAGCUGAAGCCAUUUCUUUUAGGAGUAAAGAUAAAAGGACAGGAAAAGAUUCAAAGCUCUAAGAGAAACAAAGCUUUUCUAGGCAUAAACCUAGAAACCGGAAGGGCUCAAUAAGCAGAGAUGGAAAAAUGAUCUGUCUAGUUCGAGAAAGCUAUCCACAGAACAAAUGACUCAGAAACUUGAACUCCAACCUCCCUUCUUUGUAUCGCUUUUGUUUCCAUUUUCCCAGGACACGAAACAUGUCCCCCACAGCGUUCUUACUUCAAAAACUCAAACACCUAUCCCAAGAUCACUCUGAAAGUAAUUUUGCACAGACAUCUCCUCCACCCCAGUGCCUGCCUGGAACUCACCCAAGGUCACCACACAACUUGGUUGUGAACCAACUGCCUUAACCUUAGGGGAAAGGGGGAGAGCUGGACUGGGAGGUCAGAGGUGAAGGGGCAGAGGUGAGGACUUCACAAGGUUGGUCUGUCAGAGCUUGAGCCGAAGCCAAGUCGGUGAUGGAAAGGGAUGGCUUGGCCCAGGAAAGACCUGUGGGUUGUGCUAGUUUCUAAAGAGAUGACUACCCAGGAAGUAGGGUGGCCAGAAGUUUGUGGGCGGCAUGGGGGGAAAUGGGACCCGGUUGUGUUGUUAUUCUUGGACUGUGAAUUUUGCUGAUGUCAAACAGAAUAUUCUGUAAACCUAAUGUCUAUGUACAAAUAAUGAGUGUUAACACAGUAAAAUAUUCAAUGAAAAGCCAAA
Molecule: messenger RNA, 6076 nt
Organism: Sus scrofa (pig)
Lineage: Eukaryota; Metazoa; Chordata; Mammalia; Artiodactyla; Suidae
Gene: BACE1
Product: beta-secretase 1
Biological process (GO): amyloid-beta metabolic process; membrane protein ectodomain proteolysis
Cellular component (GO): plasma membrane; endosome; trans-Golgi network
Molecular function (GO): aspartic-type endopeptidase activity
Source: RefSeq, a predicted model, not a curated record